GGUUUGGUGCCAGCUGUGAAACUGACGAGGGAGCGGGAAGCGGGGGCUCGCUCCCUGUCUGGGGAGGAGGCUGCGAGCAGGCGUGCGAGCCCAAGUGUGUUUAAAAAGCAAAGAGCCACUCCCCACUCCCCCCCCCCCCAGCGCCCAGCUCUGCCCCCGGCUGUCUCCGAGUCUAGCGCGCGGCGAGCCCAGCGCUGGCCAGGGGCACGGCCAGAGGAACGGGCAGGGGAGCAGAGGGGGCACAUGCGGCUUCUGUUGUAGGGCGAGCAGCCCGAAACGAAACAGAACCAGGCAGAACAAAGCUCUGUCACAACUGUGCUUCCUGGUUGUCGCCUCCUGCCUGCAAACCACUGAACAUUUUCCACUUGAUAUCAUCAUGCAGAAAGGGAGAAACGAGACGCAAUGAGAGAUUCAGUUUCUUGUCACUUGUGAUCUCAGAGGUCUCCCAAGGAGUCUUCAAGCAAAAGAAAAUACCAAAAGAUUAAAGUCAGAUGCUCUUCUACAAACUUCCUAACCACUGUCCUUCACUGAUGAGUUAAAAGGAAGAAGUCGUGGAAAGAGAGGAACUACACCAGGCUUCAGAUUUUGGACUAUACGGCAAGACUCUGUAAGAUACUCGGUGUUUUCUCCAUUAGGGCUACAAUGGAGACACUGUCCCAGGACUCUCUGCUGGAAUGUCAAAUUUGUUUCAAUUAUUACAGCCCCCGACGGAGGCCCAAGUUGCUGGACUGUAAGCAUACCUGUUGUUCUGUUUGCCUUCAGCAGAUGAGGACAAGCCAGAAGGACCUGAGAUGUCCCUGGUGCCGAGGUAUCACUAAACUGCCACCGGGAUUUUCUGUAUCCCAGCUGCCUGAUGACCCAGAGGUGAUUGCUGUGAUUGCAAUUCCCCAUACUUCAGAGCACACCCCAGUCUUCAUCAAACUUCCUAGCAAUGGGUGCUACAUGUUGCCCUUGCCAAUCUCCAAGGAGAGAGCACUGUUGCCAGGAGACAUUGGCUGUCGCCUCCUGCCAGGUAGUCAGCAAAAGUCUGUCACUGUGAUGACAAUCCCAACCGAGCAGCAGCCCCUGCAAGGAGGGAUCCCGCAGGAAGUCGGAGAGGAGGAGCAAGACAGGAGGGGCGUUGUGAAAAGCUCCACCUGGUCAGGUGUUUGCACUGUGAUCUUGGUGGCGUGCGUCUUGGUCUUUCUCCUUGGUAUUGUUCUCCACAAUAUGUCUUGCAUUUCCAAGCGUUUCACUGUGAUUUCCUGUGGCUGAAAAGAGUCUGCUCCCAGAAUACUCCAAUGGGAUAAUUAUGGGGUUGGGAAGGUGGUGGUGAUGACAGGCUCGAGUGAGAUGAUGCACUGCAACAUUGACCAAUGACUACAGAAUGCUUGACAUGGACAGCUGUUUUUACAGUCUAAAGGCAGUCCUAAAAGGCAAAAUGUGAGACCUCUCAGCAAAGUACAGAGAAAAUCAUAAUGAGCAUCUGAUGGUAACUGCAUUGAGGAAGACUGCAUGUGUCACCAUCCUCACUGAUCAAAUGGACUGUAACUUCUAAUGAUUUUUAUCAUGUUAUGAGACUAAAGACAUCUAUUUAGCUGGUUAUACUGUAAAAGUAUAUGAUAUGAUCACUCUGUCUUUAAAUGCAGUAGAUUAAAAUCAAAAUGCUAUAUGUAUAAGUAGAAUUAAACAUGAGAAUCAGUGUAAGACUCAGUAAAGAUAGUCCAAUGCCAGUCCAUACAUAUUUUUUUUAAUGGGAGGUGAAAGGGAACUGUAAAAAAAAUUUCAUUUAGUUAGUAAGGCUUUUUAAAUAUUUUAAAUUGCACAUUAAUUAAAAUAAGUUAGAAAGUUGCAUAAUAGUUUUUAAAAGGAAACAUUUUACAAGCAAUUUGUGUUUCGUAUCUGAUGUGUGUUUUGUCAUAUACUUUCAUUUUGUUUCCACCUGUAGUGAAGUGUUCUUUCCAAGUGUUUUGUUAAAGCAAGAUCCAAGCAGAGGAGCAAUAAAGUGAACAAAUAGGGCUACCUAAAAGUGCAGCCAAAGCCCUGUCGUGAAGUAUGGCUUUGAAGUGUAAACACUGGACAUGCUGUUUCACCUCUGGUCUGUCAGACAGGCUUCUCAAGCUCUGGUUUCCCUGGAGAUUAGUGAAGAGAUGGGUCAUAGAAGUGCUGGACAUGUUUCUUGCAAGGACUGGAUAGCAAAUUGAUUUUUAGAAUAUGGGACCAGCCUUGCCUCCAUGUUCAGUCAUAGUUGCAGCUGUGUCAUUAUUGACAGUAACUCCAUGGAUGCCUAGAUGACAGAACAGAAAUUGAGGUCUCAUUGUGCCAAGCAUUGUACAAAUAUCUCAUCUCAAAGGGUUCAUGCUCUACAUAGAUAAGACAGACCAACGAUGGGGAACAGGUUGAGAGGGGAAAGAGACUUGCCCAAGGUCACAGAUCAAGUCAGUAGCAGGACUGGGAACAGAACCCAAGGAUCUUGAGUCCAAGACUAGUGCUUGAUCCACUGGACUAUGCUGCCUCUCCUAAUUGCCUGGAGUCACACUGGUGUAAAACCUGUGUGAGAUCAUAAUCAGGCCCUGUGCCUCCUUUCAGUGAUGUAAACCUUGCUACUCUUAGGGCCAAGUGUGAAACUUUCAAAAGGAAAUGAUAUAUUUUUUACUGCAUGUUGACAUCACAAAGCUCACGUGACUGCAAUUGAUUGCUCAUAAAGGGCCAGAUUAGGCUACUUAUGCUAACACCUCACCUAACAAGACAGUUCAUCACCUUUUGUGGGACUUCUUGCGGAGUAAGGUAUUCAGCAUGAGUAAGGGUAUCAGAAUCUGGCUGAAAGUCUGGAUUUGUUUGAUUUUUUUUUUUUUUUUUUUUUAAGGGUCAGAGUGGGACUUGGGGUAGAAAAAAACUAUUGGUUUGCCUGAUUUGUAUUGCUAGUGUGAAGAAUGAACAAUUACAUAGGUGUAAGCACAGUGAACAAUGACCUCUAAUCUAUUACUAAUAUGCUUUCUAAUAGUUAAUCUGAGAUGAUUCAACCCUAUGUAAUAACACUGGAGAACCUUGUUUCAACUGAGUUAGGCACAUAAAAGAAGUCAGUGGUAUUGCACCAGUGCAACUGAGGAAAAAUUGGUUCAUUAUGAACAUCAUUCUCAUUGGAAAAUAAAAUACAGAGCACAUAUCUUCCUUAGUGCUAGAUUCUCUCUUCUCUCUCUCUCUCCUCUGCUUUAUGUCUGUUCUCUAAAAAAUGGCAUAUAUAUGCCUGAUUGUUAAAUUAUAUAUGUAAGGUUACGCGUGAAUUUAAAGCUCCUGGUGCACUGUGCCUGCCUUUAACUACUGUCAUUUGUGAGGGCAUAACAAAGAAAAUACCCCAGAGGUGACACAUUUGUUACCUCCUUUUAUCUACCAAGAAGAGCACAUGCAGAACCAUAUGCAAUAUGCAGAGAACCUAGUUUACAAACACUUAUUAUAAACAUUAUGCGCCUGGACAUCAGUGAAUGUGGAGUGUAAUAGGAAGGGAUAUUAAUUCCAAACGCAUGCGGUAUUAAAAUUGUUAAUCUGUAUCAUCGUCUUGCAAGGAAAACUGUAUUUACAUCCAUGUUACAUGUUAGCAUGUAAUGGAGCUGUAGCCGGCUAAUAUUUCUGCCUUCAUAAGACUCCAUGCUAGAAUACAGUUAGAGGACAUUCUGCUCUACUGCCUCGCCCCUUGUAAUCAUCUACCCUCGCAGCACGUGAGGGGGGGUGAGGAGAGUGGGCAUGAAAUGCUACCAGAUCAGAAUGGCUGUGCUUGACACCGAUUUUGCACUCACUGAGCACAAGUGUAAAUGGCUAGACAAGAUGCAAGACAGUGGAGUAGAAGGCCCUGUGAGUACAAUACUAAUAAUAUUAACAUUGGAAUGACCAUAAAAUGCCUAACUGAAGCUCUUGACAAAGCAGGUUCUCUUGAUCUUUUCAAAUAAUGUCUCUCAUAAAAGGUGCUGGUUUUCCUUCCCCACACAGAGAGUGUAGUUGGAAGGAUAAACCAGAAAUUAGGUUAAAAUGCUACACUGCAUAACACAUUUCAUAACAGGCAAACAUGGGGUUUAAUCUGGUAUUAAUGAUGUAGGCAUCAUCUGACUAGAACACCAUACUGUAUUACUUAACACAGUGCAUUGUUUGGUUAAUGUGAGUUUCUUAUACUAUUCAGAGCCUGCUGAAAUGCAUGGCUGACCUAACUUCUGAUUCUGAUAUUUGCCUGUUUUACAGUUUUUGUGUGAGUGCAAUAAAUAAAACCUCAACAUUUUUUGUGGGUUAAUGCCUAUUCAAAAAUAUAAUUUUAUGGGGGAAGUUUCUUCUUUGUUUUAGGCAGUGCGACUGGCAUUGAAAUUUUGCAACCUUCAUAUCAUGUUAGAUCACAUAGCUUUAUGCUGAUGAAUGUAGAAAUGAGCUGUAGUAUAUUGCAAUGUACAGUGUUAGACCAUUUCUCAAGUAGGUUAAUAGUCAUACUUUAAAAUGCAAUGUGGUCUAUUCCGUUUUAUAGUCCUCAGUCCAAGACCUGGCAUUCAGAAAGGAGACAGCUAUCUAUGACUAUGACUUUGCAAAAUGUGUUAGAGAAAUUAUUCCCAGGAAAAACAUUUAAACUCACAUAAUAUCCCAGUUCUGCACCAAUUUCAUGCCAAAAUGAUCAGCUCCUGGGUAGGUUCUUAAUCCUUGUAUAUCAGCGACUCUUUUGAUCACUACUCAGUUCUUGAAAAAGGAAGACAAACUUUUAUUUUUUUAUGGCAUAAGUACUAGUUGAGCAAACAUUAUUUAUACUAAAUCUUGCCUGAAGUUAUUUAUGCACCUGCAUUUUUGGACAACCUUUAUGAAGGUGUAUUACUUGAUUGUUUACUGGAGAGUACAGCUUCUUUUAUUUUAAAGGUCUCAGCUUCCAUUUUUAGCUUGUGCUUUGCUGGGCAACAGAAAUAGGGUUCACUUUGUGAAAGUUUGUUCAGUGAAUUUUACAAAUUCAAAAUAUGCAAUUUUGGUAUGUGCAAUUUUUUUAGAAAAUUGUGUAGUAAGUGAUUGAUCAUGCUUAGAUGAUAUGGAAAGAAGCAUAGUAGUUUUGUAAACAGGGAGCAAUCGUGAGUCUAAAGUUUCAUCUUUAUUAAUGAAGGUUGGUAUGAAUAAAAUAUUAGCAGGAAUAGAUGAAUACAUUAAGUGAGUUAUGGUUUCUCUAGUUCUUCACCUUAAAAUGAACAGCACAGUGAGUAACUCAGUGGAAUUAUUCUGUAUUUACACUUGUGUAACCAAAACUAGCAUUUGGCUGUGUUCCUCAAGACAGAUUUUUUAAGUAUGGGCUGUGGCAAGUUUUCAAAAGGGGUGUGUGUGUGUGUUGGGGGGGUAGUAGUUUUGUUGUUGUUGUUGUUGUUAAAUAGUUGAUUUUUGAGUAGAAAUUACAUCUAAUGACUACAGAGCUACAAAGAUUUUCAAGUGAUUUUAAAAUUUGUGAGUGAAUUUAUUUCUUACAAAAGUGAGAUAUUAUUGGCAUUAGCCUGAACAUGUAUUGUGCAGGCAGGUAUGCGUCACUUCCCUACCUGCACCCCCCACCCCCCAAUCAUGCCAGUGUUCCUUAAUCCAGAUCAGCCAACCCCCAUUCCCCGCUAGUGUUACAGGCAUGAGGCUUUUCUUGUAUGGAGGUUAUGCAAGUAACAAAUCCACUGCAAAAUAAGCGAACAGGGUGAGGAUGAGACCAAACAAUUUAUUUUCACUUGUGACUGAUACAUGAUUUGAAUCUACUAUAAGCCUACACUUUAUAUGGAUUUUUUUGUGUGUGUUAAUACCUAUUGCACUAAAGUGACAUUGUGACCUGUUCAUCAGUGAUUGGCCAGAACCAAAAAUCCCAGAUCUAAACACACUUUUGUGAAUUCAAGCUGUAUUACAACACAAUAAGUCAUACAGGAGACAUCCAUAUCUCUAGUAAAUACAUUUCGUGGAAUGCUGGCUUCAAAAUGUUUCCUCUUGCCAGCUGCCUAGGGUAUGUGGUUUUAAAUUUGGGGUUUUCUUUCUUUCUGGGGGGAAUGCAUGAUGACAAAUGAAUCCAAACAUCACCCAGGAGGCUAUAAGGAUUCUUAUACAGUUAAAGCAAAGACCUUUAUGUCUGAGUAUUUAGCAGGGCAAGAUUCUACUGGAAUGCUGGAAUGGAAUUACAGCAUAUUAAUGACCUUUCCUUUCCUUUACGCUGUCCUUAGGCCAGACAGCUGGGAUUGUUCUUCUUUCUUUCUCUCUGUCAUGUUAACAUUUUGCAUGCCAGUACUGACCCAAGUCAAACUACACUGCUUGUUUCACACUUCUCAAAUUGAAUGGCGUUGGCUGACAUUUCUCAAACUUCCCUUAGCAUGUUUAGCAAAUGAGCACUUAUCUGUUGUCUAAGCAGUUGAAAUUUAAAGCCUUAUAAAUGUCCAGGGAAUGCAUUUUUACAGCAUUCAAUUAAUGCUUCUGUAAAUAUCUCUUUAUUUUAGAUCGAAACAUUAGCUAAAUUUUCACUAAGCAGUCUCCUAAACACCAGAAGCAGGGAUUAGAGAGGUUUCACACACAAACACAUAUAUAUUAAUAUCACAUUGAAGCCAAUAUGCAUACUGGUAAAGUGAGGAUUUACAUGUGCUCAUGGGAACAUGAGAGGGAGGAAGGUUUUGAAAGCUGAGGGGAGCACGUGUACACACACAGCGAGGCUCAGAAGAUUAUCUGUUACCUAGGAUUGAGUGAAUCAUUAGUAACCAAGAAUGGACGAAUGCUGUAUGGCUGUAAUGGGGGUGUUGUACACCCUGAGGCAGCUUCUUCAUUGUGGAUGAGUCCACACCUCUUCCUCAGUUCCUUUUGAUAAGCUGCCUCUUAUCCUGUGCUCUGGCUGUUGCCCCCUAAACGGCCCGUCUCCCUAAACACUGGAGUUCCUGGAUCCUGUUGGGACUGCCCAUCUUGUAUCAUUGCUGGAAUAGGUGCUGCAUCCUGGCCUGGUGUUCAGGUGAGGAGCCACUGAACUGCUGCUUGCCUGGGGACUAUACAGAGGCUUCUGCCUGAGGUGGGAUGAGAGGCCCUGAAAUGAGCAGGGCUGGAAGGUUGGGUUUUGAGAGUUAUUAAGGGUUUGUCAAAUGAGAAGAAGGAAGGGUAUUUGGGCUUGGAUGGUGGCUCAUGAAAUUAGUGGGGAGCCGUUACUGUCAUGAAGAUGUCUUGAAUUGUACUAAUUGGGAUGAAGAGAUGCGGAGGAGGGGCAAAAUUGAAUGGAGGGAUGAUUAGGCAGUGGCUUGGAACUGGUUAUUUGUGAUAAGUGGAGACAUUUAUCAGGCACAUUUGAGCUGAAUUAGAUUAGUUAUUUCUGAUGCCUGGGAGUUAGAUGGUUUGUCAUAUCAUAGCUCAAGAGUGAUUUGGCCAGGCAACUUGUAAUUUUGGUUAAUUCAGAUCUUAGACCCCUUUGAGUUUUGAGGCUGAUUAUUUUGGAAGUUAAGUUUUCUGCGUAAUUAAGAAAUUUGCAAAGUGCAUGGGUUGUGAGAAGUCCUUAAAUCCUGGGAAUAGCAUGAGUUACAAGCAUGCUUCUAUUGAAGGACAAAUGUAUGGAAAGCAGAUGGUCAUGUCCCAUUGCAAAAAUAAACUUGACUGACAAAAUUGGCAAGAAAAGUCCAGAACAACUCCACAAAGCUCUUUAGACAUUCCAUGUUAAUGUCACCGUCACGCCUGUUUGAUUUAAGAAGUUGUUUAGUUGAAGACAAGGGCAGUAUUGCUGUACUUCACAUUUGUAUGUAAGAAAAAAUUAGGGUUAUAUAAGAGAGCUGGGUUUUUCUGUUAUGUUUUUCAAGUUGAUGUAAAUAAGGCAAUUGAGAAGGUCGAGUAGUUACUUGCCCAAGAGUAUUUACCUGCCUAUUUUAAGAAUUAUAAAGUGUAUCUUAUGUCAUUGCAUCAGUCUUGAAAAUUUCCAUCACCUAUUCCCAAUUGCAUGCACUGAGUGGUUCUGAAUUUCUGUAGUGGGACCCAUUAAAGAGGGAUUUGAGUCUCUAUCAAUAUCUGAGAACUUAUCCAGCUUGUCAGGUUCUUGACUUCAGAUUCAAAUUUCACUUCUCAGUUCCAAAUCUAAGUUGUAUGUAGUCCCUAAAGAAUUGGAAAUUCAUUGUCCUUUUAUUAUGAAUAACUAGAUUCUGUUUAUUUCAUAUCUCUGAGCUCAUGGGUCAGUUUUCAGUAACAUACAAAUGUUGUAGCUAGUCUUUUUACCUCUGUUGAUGGAAUAAAUGUAGUAAUUUUUUUGGUGAAAGUUUGUGGUUCCACUCCAGAGAAAGAUUAUAUGGAAUUUAAGAAAGUGAAGCUGAUGGGUCGAUGUUGGUUUGCUUUUAAAAUCAACUUGUCCCAUAGUAGAAAGGCUCCGCUUUCUGCUAUGGGAAAGGAAUGUCCAGUUCUCAAAGCAUCUGAGCCAAUCUACUGGCUGAAUUGCUUAUGUACAGUUUCACAUUUAAAUAAUUUGGUUAAUUAUAAUGCUUUUCAAAUUCUAAAAUUUGCUUAAGAAAUAUAUUUCUUUAAACAGUUGGGCUCUGAGUCAGGAAGACAUCCCUAUUUGAGAAAGCUCUUAUGCAUUGAGUUAAAUGCACUUAGCCAGAUGCUUAAAUUCAGUACAUGCUUUAGUGCUUUCCUGCAUAGGGAUGGAUUUAAGCAUGGGCUUAGGUGCUUCUUGAAUCAUGCUCAGUCUUUUGAAUCAUUUUCAAAAGCAUACAAGAAGUAGCUUUGCCUUGAAGAAACUUUAUUUUGCAGCUUAAAAGUAGGAUUAACAGGGAGAUGCUUUUGUGACUGUAAAUCCCGUAGUACAAGCUGUUUUCGAGUAGAACCGGUUGGAAAUUUUCUAAUGGGACAUUUUUCUGCAGGAAAAUGCUGAUUUGUCAAAACUAAAACAUUUUGCAGGAACUUGUCUAUUGGUUUCCGUCCAGCUUGCCUGCUUCAUGGGCUGCCACAAAACCAGGACUUUGAUAGCCUGGGGACCCCUGUUUUUCAGGCUUCCCCAGCUUCUUGAUAGCCUGGGCAGCUUAGGAAACCUCACCAAUUUUGUUCUGAGUAAGUCCAAAUAGAAUUUUUAUUUUAUUUUUUUUUUAAACUAAAAUCUCAGACUCCUCUGGAUUCCAUGGAAAACUUAGAAAUCUUGAGUUUUUGUUCUGAUGCAGAACAGAAUUUUUCAGGGCUUUGGAGCUGUGCUCUGGCUGUGCUCCAGCUCCAGGCAUAAACCUGCAGCUCCAUUGCUCCGGAGCUGCUUCAUGCUCCAGCUCUGGGCUCCGCUCAAAGCCCAUGAAUUUUUAAAAAUGAUUUUUUGGGGUUUUACCAUCAAAUGGGAAUUCCAACCAGCACUAUUUUCAAACAUUUGAAUAUAGAAGCUUGUACUAACAUACCUAAAGAUUUUUUAAUUUCCUCUAAGUUCUGUUUUUAAUUGCCCACUAUACACAUCCUGUAUAGCACUCAACUCACAAAAAAAUCUUAAAGUGACAAAAAUAACAAAACCAUGGAGAUUCUAAUGAUUUUUUCCUGCUGAGGUGAGCUAAGGCACUUACCAAACCUAUAGGCUGAUGUAGCUGAGUCUCCGCUUAAUUCGAAUAGUUGCUAAACUAGUCAGACACACUGAAGCUGCAAGUUUUUUGUUUUUUUCCAUCUGGGUUAGACAAGACAAGACAGUCCUGCUGCAUAUCUGGAUUUAGCAGGGAGAUAAAGGCUGUAAAAUGUGACUACUAGUGAGCGUAAUAUUGUGGUAUACAAAUUAUUGCAACAUUUAGUGUCUUUGGUCAGUCAUCCAGGCAGGUCAAGUAUCUUGUGGAAUGCUGCCAAGAUUAACCGAUAAUUCAAAAACAAAACAAAACAACCAGAUACUGUCUGUGUUUGUUGCUAGUGAUGUUUGAUCCAUCUGGCUUUUUUUGGUUUGGGUCUUUCUGCUUGUCUCUUUCACAACAGAAACAGCACGCACAACAAAUAUUCAUCCUCAUUACAUGAAUGCAGACUCCUUUCUACUGUUCUGACCUGUAUUUAAGCCCCGGAUUUCUUUGUAAAUUUGCCUCACUAAUGAUAAAUUACCCAUAAAUAAGUCAAGUAUCAGAGGGGUAGCCAUGUUAGUCUGGAUCUGUAAAAGCAGCAAAGAGUCCUGUGGCACCUUAU
Messenger RNA from Chelonoidis abingdonii (Abingdon island giant tortoise), 10092 nucleotides. The record is from RefSeq and is a predicted model, not a curated record. Lineage: Eukaryota; Metazoa; Chordata; Testudines; Testudinidae.